GCCUCUGACACAGUCCAUUUCUCUUCCAGGUGAACAGCCUGAAGUUGGGUGAUGCCCUGAGUUCAUUAUCUCAGCUCCAGGACUGCAGCAUCUUCAUCAAGAUCAUCCACAAAAUCCAUGGCACUGAAGAGGAACAAACCAUUUUGCAGCAAAAUAUGCCAGAUCGAGUUGCCUAUGUUGUCAGCUUUCUUGAAAAAAGCUGUAAGCACAAAUCGACCACACAGAGCCUGGUAUCUGAGGAGAAGCUUCUGGCAGCUGAUGAACUGGAACUAGGCAAGGUGGUUACGUUGCUGCUUUAUUAUGCUUCCAUGAGUGAUAAGAUUCCAAGGGAGUGGACCACCGUUGAAUAUGACCUCCAGGCGGAGAUGGCCAAAUUCCUCAACUUCAUGCUGUACAAUGAAGAUUGCCUUGGUGAGAAUCUGGAGAUCUUUCUUCAAAAGAAAAUGCCUCAGACAUGCAGUAUCUCCAGGCCCAGUUUGGAAGAGACCACCCCACCAAAGCGAGAAGUGCACUUCUUGAAGCUGCAGAAAGUUGCAUCUUCAUCCAGUGUCAAUAAAAUGCUCCCUGGAUCAUCUACUUCUCCCAUCGGCGACGUCAUGCAGACGCCUCAGUUCCAAAUGAGGAGGCUGAAGAAGCUUCUGGAAGCUGAGCGGGAAAACCGAGAUGAACUGGAGCAUGAGUUGGCAGAGAAUCGCAAGCUCAUUGAUGAGAAAGAUACGCGGAUCCUGGUGAUGAAACAGCGGAUCGACCGCCUCACCCUCCUCCACGAGAGACAGGCUGCUGAUCAACUGGAGCCCAAGGAGAUGGAGGAGCUCCGAGAAAAGAACGAAAGCCUCCUCAUGCGCCUGCAUGAAACACUCAAGCAGUGUCAAGAUCUAAAGACAGAAAAGGGCCAGAUGGACCGGAAGAUCAACCAGCUCUCAGAGGAGAAUGGAGAUCUCACUUUCAGGCUUCGAGAAUUUGCUCGCACCCUUACAGAACUUCAGGAAGCUAUGGAUGAGGUCUCUGAAGAACACGACACAGCUCUGAGGGAAUGGGAGGAAAGGAGAAGCCAUUUGGAAACUGAACUGCACAAUGCUCUCAGUGAGAAGAGAUGCUUAGAGGAGAAGGUGGAGAUUCUGCAGGGGAAGAUCUCCCUACUGGAGGAUCAGCUGGCAAAGCUGAAAGAGAGCAGCUCGCUGCCAGAGAAGGGCGAGGUCAUGAGUGAUGUCUUAAAGCUUGAAGACCUAAACCAACAAGUGACCAGUCUCAGCGGCAAGCAGGCAGAGCUUCAGGCGACUGUUCUCCGCCUUGAAGAGGAGAAGCACUUGCUUGAGGCCAACCUUCAGUCAGAAAGGAGAAACUUUGAAGCAGAGAAGCUCCAGCUCACUGGUCUCCUCACUAACCUUCAGAAUUCUGCCUCUGAGAUCUCUCGAGCCAAAGAGAAGCUAGAGCAGGACUCUCAGGCCCAAGAGGCGCGCUUGGUGGGUCAGGUCAAAACCCUGACGGAAGAGAUAGCAAAUCUGACAGGUCACCUUCGUCAGAAGGAUGAGGAACUGCUUGCUCUGCACCAGCAGGUGGAAGAAGAGAGGAUACAGAGAGGGCAGCUGGCAGAAGACAUGCAGAAGAACGAACAGGCGUCUCAGGCGGCCCUCCAGGAGCUGACCCUUAGAGUGGAUCACCUGAACAACUCACUGAAGGAAAGCUGCGAGAAGGUGGCUCAAGUGGAAGCAGCGAGUCAGGAAGAGUACAACAAGGCUGCUCAGGAAAAGGAGUUGGCUCUGCGGCAGCUCCAACAGAAGGAGGCAGAACUGUCUUCUCUAGUGAAGCGGAUGCAGUCUCUGGAACAGGCUCGGAACACCUCCGUGGCAGAGGCUCAGAGGGAGAAGACUGAGCGGAGCCAGAAGAUCCAGGAGUUGGAGGCCAAGAUUUUGGCCCUCACUGCCCAAUGCCAGCAGAGUGAGGCCCAAGCAGGAGUCGUGCCAGCCCUAAAAAGCCAGUUGCGUGAGGCCCAACAAAAACUGGCUGACAAGGAGAAGCUGGCUAAGGAGAACACGCGCCUCCAGGAGCGGCUUCUGAUUCUGGAAGAGUCUGUCCGCAACACGGAGGGCAUCUUGGAGGAUGAGAAGAGGAGGGCCGGCGAAUCCCUGGAAGGCAAUCUUCGGCGGAUCUCUGAGCUAGAGGACCAGAUCCAGGAGCUAAACAAGUACCGGGACCAAGCAGUGCAGGAGAAGGAGGAGGAGAAGGCCAAGAGGCAAGCCCUGGAGGGCCAGGUGCAGCAGCUGGGGGAGGAAUCCAGGACCAAAGUCCAGGAGCUUCAGCGGCAGCUGACAGAAGUGUCUUCUGCUGCCAAAGGGGAGACCGGGGAGUGUGGCAGGCUGGAGGAGAAGGUCCAGGCCCUCAGCAAGGAUCGGGAGCAGCUCCAGAAAAGGUUUCAAGCUGAACAAGAGAAGGUGAGCAAACUGGAAAACCAGAUGAAGCACCUGAACACCAAACACCAAGAAGCUCUGGCUAAGCUUCAGGCCAAUUUGUCCCGUGCGCUUUCCCAGGCCGAGGCAAGAGAGGGUGCUGAGGAGAAACUCAGGGCUGAGAUGGCCUCUUUGCAGGAGGAGAUGGCAACCACUCGCCAAGAAGCAGCCCAGAGUGUGGCAAAAGCGAAAAAGGACCGGUGUGAAGCAGUGCAGGCCCUUGAAGCUGCCACCAGAGACCUUGCUGAGGAGAAACGCAAGAGAGCAGAGCUGGAGGCCAAAGCAAAGCAGCUGGGAGAGCAGAGCCGGAAAGACCUGACCACAGCCGAGUCCUGUCUCUCCAGCGUCAGGUCUUCCCUGAAGGAAAAGGAGCACGAGGUGGAGCAGCUCUCUUCCCAGGUGAAGUCCCUUGAGGCCAAGUUGGAGGAGGCCACACAGCAGCAGAAAAGGGAGCUGGCUUUGCGUGAUGAGGAAGCAAAGCGACUGGCGGGUGAGGAGGAGAAAGCCAAAGCGGAGCUAGCCACGGAAAAGGCCAGCAAGGCAGCACUGGAGGCCCAGCUGCAGAACCUGACCAAUGAGCAUCGCGUGGAGGUCACUGGCCUCCAGGAAGAGGUGGCCAGAGCCCAGGAAGUGGCCAGCGAGAAAGAGCAGGAGCUGGAGGAGCUGCGCUUGAAGAAUGUCUCUCGCAGCGAGGAGCUGAGGGACCUGCAGAAGACUGUCAGCAAGCUGAAGGGGGAGCUGGCCUCCGUGGAGGCACUGAAGGAGCGGGGAGCCAAAAUGGAGAAUGAACUGCAGGGCUUUCUGGAAGUAGCUCAGACCCGGGAGGCAGAGAUGGAAAGCAUCAAAGCCACGAUUCACUCCAAGGACCUCACGUUGAAAAGCCUGGAGGAAGAGAAGCGCCUCCGAGAGCAGGAGUGUGCGUCCAGCCGGGAGCUCUAUGAGAAGCAACUGAAGGAGUGUGAGGUGCUCCGUGGCCAGGUGGGGAGCCUCGAGCGGCAUUGCAAAGAGCAACAAAGCACCAUUGCCACACUGGAGGAGGCGAUAGCGGCCUCAAGGAAGAAGCAGCAGAAGGAGAUAGAGGCUUUGAAGCAGGAGGUGGUGCAGCACAAGCAGAGAGCCUCUGAGCUGGAGAAGGUCCUGGAGGCAUCCAAGGCCAGCCAAGAGAAGCUGAAGAAGGACCUUCUUGACCAGGGGGAGGAACUGGCCCGGAGCAGAGAGGCUGUUUCAAGAGUUGAGAAGGAGCUGGCUUCACUGCGCACCUCGGCUCAGGAGAAGGGCAAGUCCGAGGAGAACUGGAAGGAGCAAAUGUCACGGUGCCUCCAAGACGGCGAAAGGAAGGCCAGCCUCAUCAGCAGCCUGGAGAAGGAGAUGUCCAUCAUGCACAGGCAGCUGCUUGAGAAGGAAGCUGAAAGCAAGGACCUGAGGCGGCUGGUCAUGGCCGAGUCAGAGAAGAGCAAGAAACUGGAGGAGCGGCUUCGACUCCUCCAGUCUGAGAUGGCCACUGCUGCUUCCCGAGCGGCUGAGAGGUGUUCAACCAUGAAGGCGGAAGCACAGAACUCCCAGGAGCAGGCAGAGAAGAUGAGAAUGUCUGUGGAGGCCCUGAGGAAGGAGCUGGGGGUGCUCUCCAAGAGAGAGGAAGACCUCUGCAAGGAGCUCAAGGCCUGGCAGGAGAAGGUCUUCCAGAAGGAUCAGCUCCUCUCCAGCCGACAGCAGGAGCUCACCAGCGCCCAGACCUUGAUUGGAGAGCUGAUACCCAUCAAGCGCCUGUACCAGCAGCUGCAGGUGGAGCAGGCCUCUCAGGAGAGCAAGCACCGGGAGGAGGCAGAGCAGAUGCAGAAGACCACCAGCAUCCUCCAGGCAGAGCUGGCCAGGACCAAGCUGGAGCUCACAGAGUUGCUCGCUGCACGGGAGAGGUUCCUCCAGCAAGAGCACUCUGUCCAGCAGCUGCAGGUGGAGAACAGCAGCUACGUGGAACAACUGGCCACCCUCCAACAGGCCCAUGCCCAGCUGGCAGAGGAGAACAGGGCGCUGAGUGAACAGUCCAGCCAUGGGCUGCAGCGCCUGGAUGCAGAGCUGACGCAAACCAAGCAAAAAUAUAUCCAGGAGCUGGAGGCUGCCAAGCUGGACUCUGAGAAAGUGGUGGCUAUCAGCAAGCGAGAGGCUGAAGAGGCCCAGAAGAAGUUGGAGACCAUGACUGUCAAGUAUGAGGAGGCAAAACAGAAGCUGCUGACACAGGUGGAGCAGCUAGAGGUAUAUCAGAAAGAGCAAGCUAAGCAGAUGGACGAGCUGAAGCAAAAACUGGCCCAGCAAGAGAAGGCUGGCCAAGCCCAGCAGCAGAAGGCUCAGAUGCGUGAAGAAGAAUUACAGGCAGUGGUGAAACAGGCUAAUGAAAAGGCAGGCGAGCUCCAAGGGCAGCUUGUGCAGAAGGAAAAAGCCAUGGAGCAUUACAAGGCCCAGAUAGAGAAGGCCAAAACCCAUUACAACGCAAAGAAGCAGGAAAACCAGGAGCUGCUGAAGAAGUUGAAAGGCCUGGAACAACUCGAGAAGGAGAAUGCUGAGCUGAAGACUGAGUCAGAGCGCCUUGCCAGAGAGUUGCAACACACAGCCAUGCAAGUCAAGGAGUCUGAGCUCAGCUGCAAGAACCUCACCAGUCGGGUCCGCGUCUUGGAGGCACAGAUGGAGUUUGCAGAUCGGCAGUUGCGAGAGCAGGGCAAGUUCCAGGUGGCCACAGAUGCAUUAAAGAGCCGCGAAACCUUCAGACAGAGCCCAGCUGACAUCAGCACAGACAGUUUGGACCUGAGCGCCAAUGAAGAAACCCAGCCGCUCAACUCCACCAGCAGGAGGACCCGCCGUUCCCUUUCCGAAUCCGGGCCAGCAGAGUCAUCCAAGGCUUCCCAGCCAUUGCCUCGUAAGAUGGAAUCUCUGGAGAGCCUCUACUUCACGCCCAUCCCCACCCGCUCCCGGUCCAAACUGGAGAACAGCGGGGGAUCCAUGGGCGAUGUUUCCUUUGAGUCGGGACGCAAGACACUCUCCAGUCGACGGCGCACCACACAGGUCAUCAGCAUCACCAUGACCAAAAAACAUGAUGAGGCCGACGCCCCCAGCAGUGCCAAUGAGUCCUUCUUCAGUUUGCAGUCAGCUGGGUCCCAGGCCUCCAGCCAUGAGACAGUCAAAACCCGCCUGCGGUCUGCCGCCAGCUCCUCCACCCGUUCCCUCGCCAGCCUCCCUUCCCAGGACUCCCUCCACCAGCUGACCGCCUCCUCCCCCAACGACAGGGCCAGCAACGCUGCUCUCAUGAACCUGCCUGGCUACCGGCCCGCCACCCGCAGCUCUCUGAGGCACUCCCAGGCCGGAGGGGCCAAUACUGGCCGCCGCAGUAGCAGCUUCUAUGUUGGUUCCUGCCAUGACGAACCUGAGCAGUUGGACGAAUGGAACCGCAUUGCCGAGCUCCAGCAGCGCAACAGAGUGUGUCCACCUCACCUCAAGACUUGCUACCCUUUGGAGUCCAGGCCAUCUCAGUCACUGACAACCAUCACAGAUGAAGAAAUGAUGACCGGCGACCCAAAGGAGACGCUCCGACGGGCCACCAUGCUGCCCUCUCAAGUUGCUGAAAGACCCAUCACCCGCCGCAGCACAAUGAGCUCAACCUUGGCCGCAGGAGACGGCGUUGCUACCCGGAAGCAAAGGAAGCGCGUUUCGGAUGAAUCCCAGCACGGUCCAGGCACCCCAGAGUCCAAGAAGUCUGCCAGCUGCUUCCCACGGCCUCAGACACCCAAAGCGCGUACCGAGGAUCACAAGCACAGCAGUCAUCCGGGAGGCAAGAAGGGCAAAAGCCAAGCAUCCGACAAGCAGUCCGAGAGGCGCCAGUCCCUUGCGUUCAGCAUUCUAAAUACGCCGAAGAAGCUGGGGAAUAGCCUUCUCCGCCGUGGGGCAAACCGUAAAGUGACUCCUAAAAACUCCCCCCGGAGUGGCAGUCGGAGAUCCCCAAGGACAUCCACAUCUCCAAAGGGCAAGGCCAACUCCAGGUCUCUGAGGAACACCAAGUUCUAGCAACGCCAUCUUUCCUGUGUGGUCAAGAGCCCUCCUGCCACUCUGAGCACCGUGUCUCCCCAAGUAGAGGGGGCCAGGUGCUGCUGCCACCCCGCCACCGCUAUUGCCUGAGUCUCCCGCAGCCUUUCCCCCUGCUCUCCUCCAUUCCUGCUUCCACCAUGUGCAGGGCCCCCUUGCCCCCCCCCACACGACGACGCCAACACCUUGGCAUCCCUCCGGCCCCAGUUCAUACAAUUUAUGGGGGGUGGUAGUUCUGACUUACUGGGCAGAGGGGCACUGUAAAGGUUGUUGUGUGUGUGUGCCUCUGCGCGCACACUGAGGCAGGAAAGUUUUGCCAGCGAAACGAGAAAUUCUCCAAACAAGCCUAUUCCAGAAUCAAAAGCAUUUGGCAGAAUUGGGCACUCCAAGAGGGAGUCAGAACAGGAACUGGGAUUUACUCUUCAUUGCCGGAGUACCUAGCAUCUUAAGAACUCCUGUGUGGAGCAAAGCUUCUCCGCUUCAAAGCAGUGGGGCCCCUUUUUUGGGUGGGGGCUUGGGACAUAUUAGCAUGCAUAGUUGCAGCAGCAGUUGACUUCCCAUGGCAUUGGGCAGCCCUCCAUUCUUAGGUAAUCCCCCGCCCUUUGCAAGACCACCGCAGAUGGCAAAGCUCUUCCUUCCCAGAUUCCUUCCCUGAAAAUCAAGAAGUCUGGACUGAAGGCUGAGCUAAAGAUCUUCCAGCAGAGACACCGAGAGCCAGGGGCUUGUCCUUGACCAGAAGGGGAGAGAAUUCUUUGUCUCCUGCACAAAAGGCCAACAUCAUUUGAGAACUGGGAUGGCUUUGGACAAGCGGCAGCGUAGUCAUUCUCCUUGUGCGAGUGGCGACAGGAGGGUCUUCACAAGCGCUGUUCUCGGGCAUCUUCAGGGCCUCUUGCUGGAGGGCGGGGGCUGAGGGAGUGCUUUGUACAGGCUGGGCAUCCCCUUCCCUUAUCCCACAGGCUUUACUUAGCUGUGUUGCUUUGUAUUGUAAUCUGUAGGCAAUGCUGUGGGAGCGGGGUCUUUGGUGCAGUGUCCCUCUGCUUUCGGGACUGUGCCGGGGCAGCUCACCGGGGGCCCUAGUUACGAGGGCCAGGAGUGCGAGAGACACUGUGUCUGAGCACAGCCCUCCUUCAUUUUGGUGGGGCUGGUGCCAAGACCAUGCCCUGCCCCCUCUAACUAGAAGCCUUUGCCCAAAAAAGCAGGGCUGUGUGGAGGCGCUGGGGGGGGGGGGCUCUGUCCCCUGGGAGAGCAUUUGCUUCCCCUCUUUUUGGAGGGGUCUCUCUCUCUCUCUCUCAAGAGCCCCCCGGCAAUGGAGGAGAGCCAGAAGGCUGGUCCUGAGUGGGGUCCGGUCCGGAGGGAGGGGAGUGGGCAUCCCCCUUGAGCUGUUUCCUGGCCUGGGGAGGGGAUGCUGCCCGAGGGUGCCCCCCACACGCAGCCCUCUAAUACACUUGCCUUUGUAGAGAGUUUAGCAAUCAGAUGUGUCAUUUUAAAUAAGGUUUCUACUUGUAAAUAAAUGGUAUUUUUCUCCCA
This is a messenger RNA of Sceloporus undulatus (fence lizard), 8042 nucleotides long. RefSeq names its product nuclear mitotic apparatus protein 1 (gene NUMA1). The record is from RefSeq and is a predicted model, not a curated record. Gene Ontology annotation, biological process: establishment of mitotic spindle orientation. Bases 156 to 6497 code for a protein of 2113 amino acids. Gene Ontology annotation, molecular function: microtubule binding. Lineage: Eukaryota; Metazoa; Chordata; Lepidosauria; Squamata; Phrynosomatidae. The transcript has 24 exons. Gene Ontology annotation, cellular component: centrosome; spindle microtubule; spindle pole.